AAACACGUCCCUAAAUGACAACCCCAAACAAGACGGUGACGACGGCACGUCCUUCCUGGGCCCAGACGGAUUCCCCUUCUUCUUUCCUCUGAAAGCCAUGGAGGGAGACGGCGAGGUGAUCAUCAGUCCGGUCCAGAACUGCAGCCACUGCGAGAGCGGCGAAUGCCACGGGCUCAACGACGACCUCAUCUGCUACUGCGAGGGAGACCUGGUCUUGGAUGAAGAUGGAGUUUCCUGCAUCAACGUCACAGAUCCGUCCCCGCAGUCUCCACAGCCAUCUCUCUCCCACUUGGCGCUUGGUCUGUCUGUGGGCACUUCGGCCCUCAUCGCAGCGCUGCUGCUGGUCGUGUCUGGGGUCAUGAUAAUGUACAGGCGUAAACACACGGAGCUGCAGUCCAUCCAGCUGGAGCUGCAGAGCCCCGACUGCAAGCUCAGUAAGCUGCGGGCCUCCACCAUCAUGACGGACUACAACCCCAACUACUGCUUCGCCGGCAAGACGGCGUCAGUCAACGACCUGAAGGAAGUGCCGCGCCGCAACAUUUCUCUCACCAGGGGUCUGGGUCACGGUGCUUUCGGUGAGGUGUACGAGGGCCUGGCGGUCGGGAUUCCAGGGGAGCCCAGUCCACUGCAGGUGGCAGUAAAGACACUUCCUGAGGUUUGCUCUGAACAAGACGAGCUGGACUUCCUCAUGGAGGCUCUCAUCAUCAGCAAGUUCAGCCACCAGAACAUCGUCCGCUGCAUCGGAGUGAGUCUGCAGGCCAUGCCCCGGUUCAUCCUGCUGGAGCUGAUGGCCGGAGGAGACCUGAAGACCUUCCUGAGGGAGACCAGGCCCCGGCUGGAGCAACCAUCCAGCCUGACCAUGGUGGACCUUCUCAACGUGGCCAGAGACAUCGCUAAGGGAUGCCAGUAUCUGGAGGAGAACCAGUUUAUACACAGGGACAUCGCGGCUCGGAACUGCCUUCUGACCUGCAAAGGAUCGGGCCGCGUGGCCAAGAUUGGAGACUUUGGCAUGGCCCGAGACAUUUACAGGGCCAGUUAUUACAGGAAGGGAGGGCGCGCCAUGUUGCCCGUGAAGUGGAUGCCACCCGAAGCCUUUAUGGAGGGAAUCUUCACAUCCAAAACAGACACAUGGUCGUUCGGGGUUCUGUUGUGGGAGAUCUUCUCCCUGGGUUACAUGCCGUACCCGAGCCGCAGCAACCAGGAGGUGCUGGAGUUCGUCACCAACGGUGGGAGAAUGGACCCGCCCAAAAACUGUCCGGGGCCGGUGUAUCGCAUAAUGACUCAGAGUUGGCAGCACCAGCCUGAAGACAGGCCAAACUUCUCAACUAUUCUGGAGAGGAUUGAUUACUGCUUACAGGACCCUGAUGUGGUGAACACGCCUCUGCCGGUGGAGUACGGACCCGUCCCCGAGGAGGAGGAGCGCGUCCCUGUCCGCUCUGACGACCCAUCGGCCCAGACCGUGCUGGUAAACGCCCGCCUGCCCGACGGAGAGGCUCCUCAGCCGCUGCCGUCGUAUCCCACGGAGGAGAGGAGAGGGGACGUCGCCGUGGUGACCAACACGUCCUCAGAGGCCAAAGCGCAGACGCCGGCUCCGUCCCAGCCGUGCCUCCACCAGCACCAGCAGCCUCACGCGCAGACCUCCGUCUCCAUGACGACCGCCAACGCCGCCGUCGUCGCCGCGGCGGCCCCCUCCACUCUCACCGCCCUCACCGCCAAAGGACUCCACAUGGCCGCCCAGCCCAGCUCGGAGGGGGGGCACGUCAACCACGCGUUCGCCCAGGGCCACCCGCAGGAGAAGGACGGCCAGGGCGACAAGAGCACCAGCCUGUGGAACCCGACCGGCGCCAGGGUGCCCGGGGAGGGGCAGGAGCAUGUGAGCAGGACUGUGGCCGAGGUGGCGGGGGCCCUGGGCCUCCAGCACCAGCACAAGCAGUUCCAGCAGCAGCUGCAGCAGCAGCACCAGAUGCAGCUGCUGCACCAGCAGCACCAGCAGCAGCAGGGCCUGUGCCGGCCCCAGCUACCUCCACCCCCCCCUCCCGCCGCACAGUCCCCCCUGCUCCUGGAUUCGGCCACCUUGCCCCCGGUCCCGCUCUACAGACUGAGGCGUUUUCCAUGUGGGAACAUUGGCUACGGUUACCAGGAGCAGGGCCUGUCCUACGAACCCCCGCACGCCAACAUCCCCCCACCACAGGCGGGCCCCGCCAUGCCCUCCUCCUCGUUGGCGGCCCACCAACGGGGGACCUCGGCCCCCCCGCCCAUGCCCCUGGGCCGCGGUAUGUCCGAGGAUAGCCGGCCUUUACUGGUUACUAUGGGGACAGUGCAGGACCCGCGGCUGCCCCGGAUGGAGGGCCACAACGCCACCGUGCUCUAGCCCGCACACCCGGACUCUAUGGAGCCAAAU
Cololabis saira (Pacific saury) is the source of this 2401-nucleotide messenger RNA. Its product is annotated as ALK tyrosine kinase receptor-like. Gene Ontology annotation, biological process: protein phosphorylation; regulation of cell population proliferation; regulation of neuron differentiation. Gene Ontology annotation, molecular function: transmembrane receptor protein tyrosine kinase activity; ATP binding. Lineage: Eukaryota; Metazoa; Chordata; Actinopteri; Beloniformes; Belonidae. The record is from RefSeq and is a predicted model, not a curated record. The transcript is spliced from 14 exons. Gene Ontology annotation, cellular component: signaling receptor complex; membrane. Bases 98 to 2371 code for a protein of 757 amino acids.